CAUACCCUUUCAAAGAUGGACCCUCUGCCUGAUUGGCUGUCUGGUCCCUCGUGGACAACGUCACACUCAGUUUUGGGUCUGCCUGCGCAGUCUGUUUUAUUCCAAGCCAAAGAAGUUACGAUGAUCACUUUAUGGGGAAACAUUUUUAUUCCCUUUACCAUCAUAACUGGCCUCUCUUGUUUUCGACACGAUGUGGUUCCGGAAGAAAACCCAAAUAUUCCGCCAAUCGCUAAAUAUUUCUGUACGAAAGGCAGGUAUGAGGAAGUCAACCCGUAUCUCAUAGAGGACAUUCUUGCGGUAAACAGAUCUAUUUUGCAGCCUCCGGCCCCGCAGUGCCACGAGAUCCAUCUGACCGCUAUAAUCCGACAUGGGCCUUGAUACCCGACGGCCAAAAAUGUCAAGAAGAUGCGGAAGUUUUACAAUCUGGUCCGGAGCAGCGCGACAGGCACGCACAACUGGCUGCGUGAGAUCCAGAACCUGUGGGCGAUGUGGUACACCGAGGACAUGGACGGCCGACUGGUCCAGAAAGGGGUGGAAGACCUCAAACAUCUGGCCAUACGGCUGUCUAAAAUGUUCCCCUCCAUGAUUUCAGAGGAGAAGCUUCGAAAUGGACUCAUCAAGUUCAUCACCAGCUCCAAGCACAGAUGCGUCAACAGCACGCUGUCCUUCCAGGCCGGACUGACGAGCCUGUGGGACAUUGCAGAUGUGGAGUUUGGUCAUGAAAUGAACGAUGCCCUUAUGAGGUUCUUUGAGCUGUGUCACAAAUUUGUGCAGGAAGUUGAUAGCAACCCAUCUGCGAUGACAGAGCUGGACAAGUUCAGCAAGGGCCUAGAGAUGAUGAGGGUCCAGCAGAAGAUAGCAGACAGACUGGAAGUCCCAUACAACCUCAUCACAGAUGAUAUGGUGGAAGCGGCGUUUUACCUGUGUGCGUAUGAGUUUGCCAUCAAAACUGUGAAUUCCCCGUGGUGUCGGCUCUUUGACGAAGUUGAUGCACAGGUUAUGGAGUACGCAAUUGAUCUGAAGCAAUUCUGGAAACGAGGCUAUGGAUACGACAUAAACAGCAAAUCCAGCUGCAUCCUGUUCCAUGAUGUGUUCAGCCGUCUGGACAAAGCAGUCAAAGAGAAGCAAUCGGGUGAGCAGGUGAGCGAAGCAGUGACAGUGCAGGUCGGCCAUGCUGAGACCCUCCUCCCACUUUUUACCCUUUUGGGCUUCUUCAAGGACACAGAUCCCCUUACAUCAGCAAACUACGCCACGCAGACCCAGCGCUCUUUCCGCACCAGCCAGAUGUUGCCAUACGCUGCUAACUUCGUCAUGGUUCUGUAUGAUUGCGGAGGGGGCGACUUUAGACUGCAGCCUCUGCUCAAUGAGAACCCAGUGGCCUUCCCAGGUCUAACCAACCAGCAGGCAUCAAUGCCGCUCUAUCAAGAUGUCAAACAGCACUACAGUGAUCUGCUCAAUGGUUGUGACUUUGAGACAGAAUGCCAACUGUUCAAAGGUCCUUCUGAAGUGUAGGCAGGCAGAGCUGGCUCUGGAGAAAAACCUCAUGUACACAAUCUGUUUUAAGACUCCUCGAACAAUGGCAAAUCUGGUGCCUUUUAAUCAUUCAAUGAUCUCCAAUACAGUGUUUUUGUUGCAGUGUUGUGUUUUAUUCUUGCCAUGCUUUGCUUUGCUUUACUUUAUACUCAAAUUUAGCCACCAUCGAAACUUUGUGGGGAGCAUUUUAUAUGUUCUGCACAUCUUUACUCACAACUUGCCAUUUUUUGAUUUUUCAAAAAGCACCAAAACACAACAGAAAAUCUAUUCUGUGUGUUUUUCUAUUAAUUUAGGCUGUUAAAAUAAUGUUUUCCAAAUUUUCUUCAUUUUUGUGUUUGCUUAACCCGUUUAUUGAUGCAUUCAUCAAAAGGCAAUCAUUAUUUUGCUUUAUUAAAGUGUUGGGAGCUCACACAAAAAAACAUUCCCUAUUGAGGACUUGUCCACAGUAAGGGAUAUUUUGAAUACUCAGUUGAAUUAUUGAACAAUAACCUUUGGACACAUAUUACUGUAUAAAAUAUACCUUGUCGAAGUGCAGAGCAAUGCUGAAAGUGACAGAAAGUUCAAGAACAUCUCUGAAAGCAAUAUUCAGUGAGAGUGAACAGCUUCUGAGCUGAAUCCAUUAUAAAGUAAAAUAACAGGGUUUUCCAAGAAGUUCAGAAAUGAUUAUUCAUGCCAUAUCUCAUUUAAACUAAAGCUCAUGUUCUGGGUUACAUAUUUUUAACCAAGAAUGUCCCAUGUUCUAGGCUACAAAAAAAAACAUCCAGUUCCUUGUUUAAAACCAGCUGUAACUGUGAUGUCAUUUAAAUGCUUCAUUGGGUAAAAAAAAAGAUCCUUUCUCGAUGAUCCCUGACGUAUCAUGAUUGUGAAUAACUUUUAUUAUCAGGAGCAAGAAACUUAAAUAAGCAUUUCCACAUUGAAUAUUUCUCUGGGAGAACUUUUUGAAUUAAAUUGUAAGGCACUCUUGAGAUUUCCCGCAAGUCAAACUAUCAUAUUGUGUCUAAAGCAUGAAACCCUUUCUUCUUCCUAAGCCACAAUAGGCCCUAUCGCAGCAGAUAACAUGCACAAGGACUUAACUUCAGACUGUUUUCUUUUCUUUCUUUUUUUUACAUCCCUACACCAAUGUAAGACAAUACAAACUCGCUUCCCUGGGUUAAGGUCAGAUAAGAUGAACAGAUGAGUGCUGUGCUAGAAAAACGUGCAUCAUCAGCAUUAUUCCAGGAAUAAACACCCACUGCAAUCAUUUGUCAAAAUUAAAGAAAUGUGCCAGUGCGGUUUCUAAAAUUUGCACUAUAACUGUCACUUGAUAUGCAAAAAAUAAGUGUUUCAACCCCAUGGCUGAGACAGCUUUUCUGCUUGUUUCAAGUCAAUAUGGUUUAUUAUGAAAUAAACAUGACCCAAGUUCAGAGGCUUCACCAAAAUAAAAGAAUUGACGUUGCGGUCAUAA
This is a messenger RNA of Nothobranchius furzeri (turquoise killifish), 2977 nucleotides long. It is a transcript of the gene minpp1a, whose product is annotated as multiple inositol-polyphosphate phosphatase 1a. Lineage: Eukaryota; Metazoa; Chordata; Actinopteri; Cyprinodontiformes; Nothobranchiidae. The record is from RefSeq and is a predicted model, not a curated record. Gene Ontology annotation, molecular function: acid phosphatase activity; inositol phosphate phosphatase activity.